Molecule: messenger RNA, 2645 nt
Organism: Aplysia californica (California sea hare)
Lineage: Eukaryota; Metazoa; Mollusca; Gastropoda; Aplysiida; Aplysiidae
Exons: 8
Coding region: 284-1123 (279 amino acids)
Source: RefSeq, a predicted model, not a curated record
CCAUUUCCAAUGUUUACUUCCUGUAAGCGUAAAAGGAAACUGAAUGAAUGAAACAUGGUUCUUGGUGUUGUCUAGGAGGUAGAUCUAGAAAUCUAGAAGUAAAUGGCUUGUCAAACAACAGUUCCUCACUGACAACAAAUCUAAACGAGACACGAACUUUUUACUGGUAGAAGGAGUGGACGUUUUUAUGAGGGCAGCGGUAACGUUGCUCCGGAAUAAGGAGCCUGGAGGGCUGAGACGAUGAGAACCACCGAUUUCGCUACUAAUCUUAGAGACAGAAAAUAUGGAAACGAAGAAAGCAAUUCUACGAUUCUUGCUUUCCCUUUUGGUAUGCGUGUGGCAAUAUGGUUUGGUGUGUUCAACAAAGAUAUGUUCCAGAGAUCAAUCGAGAGUGGUUGCGCGUAUCGUUAAAGAGAAAAUUUUGCCUGCUUUCAAAGAACAUAGAGUUCCUCUGGCCUCAGAAUGUCAGUUUGCCACAGACCGAGACAUGUACAUGGUUCACGAGGACAACAAGAUGAUGGAGAACACUGGCCGCUGGGCCUGUGACUUCUGCGGCAAGGCCUUUGUCUCAGAGUAUUUUUUGGAUGCUCACUUUGGGAAUCGUCACUCUGAACACAUUCAGAGUGAGAAUGCUCUGUGCCUGGCUGACGUUUGCGACGUGUUCCGCUGUGACAUUGUGUCGGGGGCGUCCACGCCUGACUACUGGGACAUUGCAUUGUGCAUGGAAGAUGAUAUGAAAGAUCUGUUCUCUCAGUGUGAGGCACUUGUUGAUGAGUGUAUCCCAGCAAGUGUGACAAAAAAUCAGAGCAGAUCAAUUAAAGACACUGUGGUAGAAAAUGUUUGUUCUUUUCUCACUUGCAUGAAGUUUUGGAACACUCCUAUGCAGCAGGAGGAGAGCUCCCACAUGGCUCUCUACAUCGUGCUGACCACCAUGACCUGUUUUGGCAUCAUCAUCUACAACUUUGUUUUUUACAAUUACUUCUUCUCAGACCUCUCACUAGAAUCCACAUAUAACCCACCACCCCAGAAGAGCAAAAAGAAGCAAACAAUGUCUCCCUACUCUGAGAGUCGAGAACCCCCGCGACCCAGACGCCCUCCUCCUCGACCCAGACAUCAGCUGUAGAUCAAGUGCUUGAGAGUUUCAGUCUCUCGCUGGUCGCUCAGUGGACGUGUGUGUUUUGAGCAGCACAACCCCAAGCUGUUGGAUUGAUGAAUGGCUACAAAGGCUGGUGUACUUUGUGACAAGGAAAGGAAGUUCUUUUUCUAUUGUGUGUGGGUGAAGCAUUAACACUCUUUUCCUCCACAUAGUGUUAUAGAGGAGAGAAAAAUUUAUCUCCAAACUUUAAAUUUAAAGAACUAGGGAUACAUGAGUAUUACUUCCAGGCUCAGAUAACAUGAACAUGGAUAACCCAAAAUAUCAAAUAGCCCAUUCAGUUGACCAUUCCCCCGAGUGAUAUCUCAUUAAUUUUUCACCCUACAUUUUACCCGAACUAUGGAUGUAUUGAACACAUUUGUCAAUUCCCUGACGUGUUUGAGUUAUCCAUGCCCAACUGUUCAAUGAUUGGAUGGAUUGUUGUGGAGUCUGUUCCUGUAGUUUAAUCAAAGAUUGUACAUUACAAGAUGGUUUGCCCCUCUCUUUGAGGUACCGAAAAAAAAUGUGUGCAGUAAUGCCAGUGGCAACGUACAUAGUAUUGCCCGUUGGAUGUUUGUAAUUUGUAGGGAGUUAUGAGUUUUGAGUACACAGUGGAGCAAAAUUGUGCUACCAGAACUUCUACUUGAGAUAUAAAGUCAAAUGUGGUAUCUGCAGCAGUUGCCACAUCUAUCGUACAUAGAUUGUAGAGGAUGAUUUUUAAGGGAGUGAAGUCUUAAAGUAUCCAGUGAUUGAUGUUAUUCAGGCAGGAUCAGCUACUCUGGUAUUGUCAUAUUUCCCACCCCCAUAAUGAUUGUCAGUGUCUUUUAUGUUCAAAGUAAUGAGAAACAAGGAGGUGAUAAUAGUCAUUUUGUAUUUAUAAUAAAAAUUUGAGAGAGAUAAAAACUGCAGACAGGAAGAAGAGGCCGAGGCAACUGAUCCUUACACCUACAACUGACAAUGUAGCGGGGACUCACGGACUGUCAUUAGAUCUAUUUCUCUCUUUAAUAAAUAGCCAUAUUGCCUUCUUUUACUCCUCCUUCAGUAAUAAUUGGUUUUGGAUCAGGUUUCAUGCUGAAAAGAAAUUUUCAAACUGUAGUAACUUUUUUGGUAGACUACUAGUAAAUUAUUGUUUGUUUUAUUUUAUUUUUGGAGGUUUCUUUUUUUUUUUGGGGGGGGGGGAAAGAGGGUUGAGUCAGAUGUGUGAAAUUGAUAUGUUUGAGUUGCCAUGUACAAUAAGAGUAUGUCUGUUACAUAUGGUUUUCACUAUGCAGUUUAUGAAAGUUGUAAAAAGUCAUUCCUACCAUCAUCAAACAUAUAAUGUUGGAGAGUCUUUUAGUGUCAUUACAGUCAGUCAGUGGAAUAUGUCUUGUGUUUUUGCCUUUUUGUGGAAAGAGAACAGUGUGAAAGAAUAAUUUCUUACUUUUUAUGUUACUGUAAAUCUUGCAUGAAGAUGCUUGUGGAUGUAUGCUUUCAUAUAUAUAUGGAAAUAAAUGUCGGUGUGCCUUUGGGAAAA